Leptonychotes weddellii (Weddell seal) is the source of this 3043-nucleotide messenger RNA. RefSeq names its product charged multivesicular body protein 1A (gene CHMP1A). Lineage: Eukaryota; Metazoa; Chordata; Mammalia; Carnivora; Phocidae. The record is from RefSeq and is a predicted model, not a curated record. Gene Ontology annotation, biological process: vacuolar transport.
UGGGAGGUGACCCCGGAAGUUCCCGCGCGGCGGAGCUGGAAGGGGCGAUCGACUCGGCCGCGGAAUCCCGUGCGUCCGUUCCUGCGAGCGCUGCCGCUGCCGGACCGGCCAUGGACGAUACCCUGUUCCAGUUGAAGUUCACGGCAAAGCAGCUGGAGAAGCUGGCCAAGAAGGCAGAGAAGGACUCCAAGGCGGAGCAGGCCAAAGUGAAGAAGGCCCUUCAGCAGAAGAACGUGGAGUGUGCGCGUGUGUACGCCGAGAAUGCCAUCCGCAAGAAGAAUGAAGGUGUGAACUGGCUCCGCAUGGCAUCCCGCGUGGACGCAGUGGCCUCCAAGGUGCAGACGGCCGUGACCAUGAAGGGGGUGACCAAGAACAUGGCGCAGGUGACCAAAGCCCUGGACAGGGCGCUGAGCACCAUGGACUUGCAGAAGGUCUCUGCGGUGAUGGACAGGUUUGAGCAGCAGGUGCAGAACCUGGAUGUGCACACAUCGGUAAUGGAGGACUCCAUGAGCUCGGCCACCACGCUGACCACGCCGCAGGAGCAGGUGGACAGCCUCAUUGUGCAGAUCGCUGAGGAGAAUGGCCUGGAGGUCUUGGACCAGCUCAGCCAGCUGCCCGAGGGUGCCUCUGCCGUGGGCGAGAGCUCCGUGCGCAGCCAGGAGGACCAGCUGUCUCGGAGGUUGGCCGCCUUGAGAAACUAGCCGAGCCUUCCUGUAGGGCACUGCUUCCCUGGCCUUGACGUGCAGGAAGGGCCAGGGAGGAGGGCUCCAUCUCUCUCCCCAUGCCUCUUGCCUUUCUGCACACCCUGCAGCGUGGCCCUUCCCUCCAGGCCUGGGAAUUGUCCCUCUUAUCGUAGACGGUGGCUCUGUGUCUUGGUGGGUGAGUUUGCACAACUUUCUGACUUCUGUGGGUUAUUUCUGUGACUCUGGGCUGACCAGCUCGGGGUUCUGCAGGCCCCCCCCGCCCCCCCACCCUCUGAGACAUUGACGGGGACUGACCAGUGGACGCCAUGGGGGCCAUGGGGGCCUUCAGACUCCGUGUAACGGCAGAUGUGCUCCUGGUGGUCAGCCAGUGGGCGUCAGGGCUUCUUCCUGCUGCCAGGCCCCUGGAGGCCAGCUGGCUGAGCCCCACCUGGGAUCCCUGGCGUCAGGCACCGUGCUCCAUAUCCAGGCACGCCCACCCAGGGGCCCCCCAUCCUCAUUCCACUGUUGCCUCUGGAGGGCCUGGGGCCCUGAGGGGUGUGCUGUGUGUCCUGUAGGAACUCAGGUCUGCACUGUGGUCCCUCCCAGUGAGGAGCAGGCAGUCCACACUCCGGCUUGGGGUGCUGCGUCUGCGUUGUUCUCUUCUGUGCUGUAAAUAAUGGGUGCCUCCCCCUCACCCCCCGACUGGUCUCUCCUCCUGUCUGUGGGCUCACACCGUCCGACCUGGGAGCUUGCGCGCUCCAAGAGGGGCCCCCGGUGGGGCCAGCGUCAGGGAGAAGCCGUGGCAGCCGCGGCCGGGCGGCUAGCAGCAGCUCCUCCUGAUGAGUUCCUGGGACACGCAGCAGUUUCCACGUUUUUCAUUUCCUGAGGUUUACUUUGUUUUCUUGAAGCUUCCAGGGUUUUUUGGGUUUUUUUUGCCAAAAUAGAAGGAGCAGACAGCAGAUGGGGAGCAUUUGGGUCCAAGCCCCGUUCUUGGUGUGAGCUGGUGAGAACUUCGUGGUUGGUACUGAGCGGGGCCCGGCUCCGUGCACGGCUGACCACCCGACCAGCUCUUCCCAGAGGCUCCCGCUGCCCACGCUGUCCUCAUACCAGUGGCUCUUGGAAAGAAAUGUUGGAGAUCUUUACCGUGACUUGCUACGUGUGAUUCUUCUGGACUUGCUUGUCCCUGGGUAUUCUGUGUGGUCAGUUGGGUUGGAGCAACCUGGAUGCCUGAGACUGGUGUGAGAAUCCAGAGGGCGGGUCAGCGUGCUGUCUGGCUUUUCUUCCACACUGCCGGCCUCGCCUUACUCCCUGGCUGUGGUCUCUCAGGAUGCCCACGUGCUGGGGGUUCAGAGCAGAUCCUGACUGUCUUGGUGCCCGGUGGGUGCAGAGCUCCCCAGCUGUGGCUCAUCAUAGAGCAGUGGGCAUGUUUGCCCAUUUUCCUAAAGUGCUGUUGUGAGUAAACACAUUGAUCCCUGAGAACUUUUUCCGGCUUUGCUUUAGUGGCUUUGGGUAGGGUGGGGAGCCAUAGGGGGGCCCUUGAUAGGGCUCUCCAGCCCCCAUGCAGGAGGCUGAGGAGGGUACCUGGAGGAGGGCAGGUGGGGUGGGUGGGGUGAGGUAUGCAUGUCCUCAGGCCCCCACCCCUUACAGGUGGAGUUAGAGUCUGAAGUAUUAAAUUUUCUUUUUAAGUUUUUACCUGGAAUUAACUUUAAAGGUACAUAAAAGUUGUAAUUUGCGCUGUUUCUGUAUACUUCUGUAUACCAGCGCCCCCCACGUGCACUUUCUAGUUGACCGCAUGUAACUGGCUGAAUCACCUUGUGAUCCUCCAUUCUUCCAACCUGGGACAGUCCCAUUUGUCUUUGUGACCUAGAUGGUCGGUGUUCUGUUUUUUUAAGAGGUAGAGUGAUCGCAGGAGAGCGAGGGUGGGGGUUGGGCAGGAGAGGAAGACUGAGAAUCCCAAUCAGGCUCCACAUCCAGCACAGAGCCCAACAUGGGGCUCGAUCUCACGACCUUGAGAUCACGUCCUGAGCUGAAAACAAGAAUCGGAGCACUUCACCUGCUGAGCCCCUGAGGCGCCCCGACCUGGAUGGCCUGGACAUGCCGGCCAGUAAUUUGGCAAACUGCCUUUCCACUCGGGCUGAUGGGACAUUUUCCCACGAUGACGUUGACAUCACAGAAGUGGUACUGUGUCCUCGGUGCUCCACACCAGGUGCACCGUGUUGCUGUCUUUUCACCUGGGACACGUGGUGUGGGCCACGCGUCUCCCCCAUGAUGUUUUAUGUUCCCCUCUGUUGAGUAUCUUGUGGGGAGAAAUUUUAAGACUGCCAGCAUCAUCUGCAAACAUUGUCCUACUUUGCCCCUGA